Cladocopium goreaui is the source of this 1398-nucleotide messenger RNA. Lineage: Eukaryota; Dinophyceae; Suessiales; Symbiodiniaceae. The record is from the annotation of a GenBank genome assembly.
AUGCGCGAUGAUGCGUAUGAGCCCAAUGGCUCGGAGCUGCCAUCGCUCAAAAUCGAGGUGUCCACACCUAUGGCUUUGCCUUCACCCUUUGCAGCGGUCCCUGAGGUACCCGAUUCCGUGGGCGCCUGGAAGUUAUCUUCCCCCCUAGAGGCACUUCGGAGUCAUGCGCGCUCUUUUGCCAUGCAAUUUAUGGAGGCCUUGCAGCAGCAGUUCCUGAGCUUCGUGGUGGAUGGAGCGGUGGUGGACCAGCACUGGCGCCCCUUCGAGGGGGCCCACAUCUUGGCCAUCGCUGCUGAGCCGCAGAUGGCGGCUACGGGGCGCGCCUUCGCGCUGUGGACGCACGGGGGUAGGGCAGUGGCCUGGGGCGAUCCUCUCUUCGGUGGUGAGGUUUCCGAUGUGCAGCAAGAGCUGCGCGAGGUGCGGGUCAUCGAAGCUUCGCACAGCGCCUUCUGCGCGCUGAGACUCGAUGGCUCGGUGGUCACCUGGGGCGAUCCUGCGGCUGGGGGUGAGACGUGCGGAGAUGUGCAGCGGCAGUUGAAGGAGGUGCGAAGCAUUGCAGCGUCAGAUCGGGCCUUUGCCGCGGUACUGGCAGAUGGCAGGGUUGUGACCUGGGGCAAUUCCGCUGCUGGUGGAGAUAGCUGCUGUGUGCAGGAGCAGCUGCGAGAUGUGGAGGACAUUCGGGGUUCCGCAGCGGCCUUUGCAGCGCUCACCCGCAGCGGCCGCGUGGUGACAUGGGGCCACAGGCAGUUUGGAGGAGACAGCCGUGGUGUCCAAGAUCAACUGCGAGACGUCCGCCAGAUCUCUGCUUCCGCCGGCGCGUUUGCGGCGCUGUUGGCCGAUGGAUCUGUGGUCACCUGGGGAAACCCACGACAUGGUGGAGACUGUUCCUUCGUCUCGCCGCGUGUCCAGCAGCUGGCGGCCUCGGCCGCCGCCUUUGCGGCGCGGACCACGGAGGGCCACGUGGUGACCUGGGGACAUCCGGACUACGGUGGCGACGGCAGUGCCAUCAGCACUCACCUCCCCAAGCUGCGCAACGAUGACAUCCUGCAUGGCUCAGCGGCGGCCUUUGCUGUGAUGUCGGAGGGCGGCUCCCUGUUCACCUGCGGCCACCGCCGUUACGGCGGCGCUUUGGACGCGGGCUGCGCCUGCAACGACGCCGCGCAGCUGCUGUGCAACUGGAGACGCCUCGGAUUUGUGGCGCGGAGGAAGGAUGGUACUGUGGUCACCUGGGGCCAAGAUUUCGACGCCUCGCCACCGAAAGAUCUCCGUGUGCAGCGGCUGCUGGCAGCCAACGGUGCAGCCAUCGCUGCCUUGGCGAAGGGGAAGCUGGUGACCUGGGGCCAGGCAGAUGCUGGCGGUGACACAGGUAAGGUGCAAGAUCUGCUGACGCAGCUGUGA